GCACCACACACAAGUCGAAGCACGCGCUCAGCUCCGCCGAGAAGAAGAAGCAGAAGCAGCUCGAGCCGUCAGUUGAAACAUGGCGCUGAGCCGGAGAGCUGUCACCACCAGUCUACAGAGGGGCACAACAACCACCGCCGCGGCCGCUCCUUCUCUCUAAAAGCCCGCGAAGGAUUCCCCCGGUGACCGCUGAAGCUGUCCGGAGCACAUUUAUCCGCAUUCCAUCCUUUUUUCUGGCACUUCUGCACUACUACGUCGAAGCUAACGUAACAUCCAGUAACGUGACGUAACUAACGGCUGACGGUUACCUGGACAGAACGCCGGAACGCUCCACAAUCGUCGUUCUCCAGCACGCAUGCGCACAGACACACGCACAAAUACAGACUAUACGGCUGGGGCCGUAACACAGACCCAGAACCUACCUGUCAAGCUUAAACUCACCUGAGUGGAGCGUCUUAUGCACACUUUGUGUUGUUUUUAUACUAAAGCGUUAAGCUAAAUAGCGUUGAGGAAAAUGUCAGACAACCAGAGCUGGAACUCGUCCGGUUCGGAGGAGGAUGUGGAGCCCAGAGAUGAGUCCGGACACCUGGUGGGGGUCGUCGACUUGAGUGGAGUCCUCAGUAAGUGGACAAAUUACAUCCAUGGCUGGCAGGACCGUUGGGUGGUCCUGAAGAACAACACACUGAGCUACUACAAGUCCCAGGAUGAGACGGAGUAUGGAUGUCGUGGUUCCCUCUGCCUUAGCAAAGCUGUUAUUACCCCUCAUGAGUUUGAUGAGUGCCGGCUGGAUAUAAGCGUAAACGACAGCGUGUGGUACCUCAGAGCACAAGACCCAGAACACAGACACCAGUGGAUCGACUCCAUCGAGCUGCACAGGAGUAUCAGAGAGGGGAGGAGAGAGAAAGGAGGAAUCCAGGGAACAAUAAUCGUCCCUCCACCACUGGCUGAUUCUGGAUAUGGCUCUGAGUCCAGUCUGAGGAGACAUGGCUCCAUGUUGUCUCUCACUUCAGCCACCAGCGGCUUCUCUGCCACCUCCACAUCCUCCUUCAAGAAGGGUCACCGCCUGAGAGAGAAGCUGGCAGAGAUGGAGACCUUCAGAGAUAUCUUGUGCAGACAGGUGGACACGCUGCAGAAAUACUUUGACAGCUGUUCAGACGCAGAGUCUAAGGACGAGCUGCAGAGAGAUAAAAUCGUGGAGGAUGAUGAAGAUGACUUCCCAAACACACGGCCAGAUGGAGAGUUUCUGCACAACAACAAUGGCAGCAAAGAAAAAUUGUUCCAGGCGUUGAGUCCCAAGGGAAUCAAUGGCAUAGACUUUAAGGGUGAGGCUAUCACGUUCAAGGCUACCACAGCUGGGAUCCUCGCCACUCUGUCUCACUGCAUCGACCUCAUGGUGAAGAGAGAAGAGAGCUGGCAGAAGAGAGUGGAUAAGGAGAUGGAGAAGCGGCGAAGAAUAGACGAGGGCUAUAAAUCGGCCCUCAAUGAGUUGAAGAAAAAGUCUCACUUUGGAGGUCCAGAUUAUGAGGAGGGUCCAAACAGCCUGAUUAACGAGGACGAGUUCUUCGAUGCAGUUGAAGCUGCUCUGGACAGACAAGACAAGAUAGAAGAACAGUGUCACACUGAGAAGACGAGGAUCCAGAGGUCCAGCCCCGUCCCUCCUGGAGACGUCUACUCCAACACAGGAUCACACAGAUUCUCUGAGAAGCCUCAUAGUCAGUCCUCCCCUGCUCAGCUAGUCAGCGUCCCUCCUCACGAAGUCCACAGAUUCAGCACCGAGGUGGAGGAGAUGGUGCAGAAUCACAUGACCUACUCGCUGCAGGAUGUUGGUGGAGACGCCAACUGGCAGCUGGUUGUCGAGGAGGGAGAGAUGAAGGUGUACAGGAGAGAGGUGGAGGAGAACGGGAUCGUGUUGGACCCUCUGAAGGCCACUCACUCAGUGAAGGGGGUCACAGGUCACGAGGUCUGCCACUACUUCUGGGACACCGCGUACCGCAACGACUGGGAGACCACCAUUGAAAACUUCAACGUUGUGGAGACGCUGUCAGAUAAUGCAGUGAUUGUUUAUCAAACACACAAGCGGGUGUGGCCAGCCUCUCAGAGAGACGUGCUCUACCUGUCGGCCAUGAGGAAGAUCUUGGCCAACAACGAGAACGACCCCGACACCUGGCUGGUCUGCAACUUCUCUGUGGACCACGAUGAAGCUCAGCCUUCCAACAGGUGUGUUCGAGCCAAAAUCAACAUCGGCAUGAUCUGCCAGACGCUGGUCAGCCCCCCGGAGGGAGAUAAGGAGAUCAGCAGAGACAACAUCCUGUGUAAAAUCACCUACGUAGCCAAUGUGAAUCCCGGCGGCUGGGCUCCUGCCUCGGUGCUCCGGGCCGUGGCGAAGAGAGAAUAUCCCAAGUUCCUGAAGCGCUUCACCUCCUACGUCCAGGAGAAAACUGCUGGCAAACCCAUCUUAUUCUGAGGCAAACAGUGUGGCGCCAUCAGGAACACAUCAGCUGCUUCCACUGACCAGUUCCUCUCAAUGGUUUCCUCCCUCCCAGUUCUCAGCUCCCAGUGAGUCCCUGUAGGGAGGAGGGCUCAUACUGGGGCCCUCUGGUGGCUGCAUUCACACAGGCUUUGACCUCUGGGACACAUUCAUCUAAAAGAAUGUUCUUAAGUCAGUCAAACUAGGAUAGAAUCAUUUCAGGAGCAACGACUGCUUGUUGAUUUAAUUGAUAAAAUGGUAAAUAUUGAAUAUUAUUUAGAGCUGAAUGCAUGGAGCAGAGGGCCCCGGGGCCCCUCCUCCUCCUCCUCCUGGAGGCUCCUGCAGCAGCUCUUCAUGCUCAUGUAGAAGGCUGAAACGCCACGUCUCUUUUCUUA
Molecule: messenger RNA, 2862 nt
Organism: Centropristis striata (black sea bass)
Lineage: Eukaryota; Metazoa; Chordata; Actinopteri; Perciformes; Serranidae
Product: ceramide transfer protein-like
Exons: 19
Coding region: 515-2464 (649 amino acids)
Biological process (GO): ER to Golgi ceramide transport
Cellular component (GO): Golgi apparatus
Molecular function (GO): phosphatidylinositol-4-phosphate binding
Source: RefSeq, a predicted model, not a curated record